AAGAUCGAAUGACGCUCUGGGCAGACAGUCAUCUCUCCCCUCAUAAUACUAGCCUGUAACGGCUUUUUUUUUUUUUUUUUAAAGUUGUGUCAUUCAGACUUGACUCUGUGUCUGUGGUCGGCCUUACAGAGAGAAAAAAACAUUUAACGGCUAAGUGUUCAGCUGAGGUCAGAGGAUGACACAGCACAAAUAGCUGCUUUUUACGGGUCCUGACUCCUCUGUAAGUACGCAAGUUACAAAACGUCGCUCCUCCAAACAGUUGCGUGCCUCCCUGUCACGUGACUGCGUUUCUUGUCGAGCAGCCGCUUGAAAUAGUUUUUGGAUGCUUGAAAACAACUGCUGCAGUUCAGACGCGUCCUCCUCACCGUGGCUGCUGAUUUUUUUUCUCGCUCACUGAAGGCGAUGGAGAAUUUGAAGCAAUUCCUGUUCGCUCUCUCCGCUGCCGGAGCUGUCGGGUUUGUCGCCAUAAUAUUCGUGCUGAGGUGGGUUCUCCACUUUAAGGAAGGCUUGGACUGGAACGGAGGACUGGCUGAAUUCAACUGGCAUCCGGUGCUGGUCGUCACAGGCUUCAUUUUCCUGCAGGGCACAGCCAUAAUUGUCUACAGGCUUCCCUGGACCUGGCAGUGCAGCAAACUCAUGAUGAAGUUCAUCCAUGCAGGCUUGAACUUGACAGCCUUCAUUUUCGCUAUUAUUGCCAUGGUGGCCGUUUUUGACUUUCACAACUUUGCCAAGAUCCCCAACAUGUACAGUCUGCACAGCUGGCUGGGCCUGAUGGCCGUUAUUCUGUACGGUCUGCAGCUUGUUCUCGGAGUCGGCCUAUACCUGAUACCAGUUACACCUGUGUCCUGGAGAGCAGCUUGUAUGCCCAUCCAUGUCUACAGCGGUCUUUUUCUUUUCACCAGUAUCAUAGCAGUUGCUCUCAUGGGAAUCACAGAAAAACUUAUCUUUGGCCUGGCCAACCCGAAGUAUAAAGACUCUCCCCCAGAGGCAAUCUUUGUGAAUGUCUUGGGACUCCUCCUGGUGGUUUUUGGGGCCCUUAUCCUCUGGAUUGCCACUCGAGCGUCUUGGAAACGCCCCAGUGACCAGAUUGCACAUUCUCUGCAUACCAACAGGGGAGGUGAGGACAACAGCAAAGCUGGUCCGGCAAUGUCUGAACUGGAAGAUGGAGCCAGUUGUGAGACGGAUGGAGAUGUCAGGAAGAGGAAUAGUAAAUAAAUCAGAGAGCUAGCCUGACAGUUUGUAUCAGGAAUAAAAAAUUCUGUGCAAAAAUCUUAAAAUAACCUCUGAAGUUUCCCAGAAAAUAUCUGUUGAAUAUUUUUACAUUUUAACACUGCAAAAUAAUUGUCAAAUAUCCUUUGACAAAUUGUGCAUGGUAACCAUAAACAAAUCUAAGUUGCUAUUUGCAUUUAGUGAAAUGACACUAAAAAUCUGAUGUGUUGAAAGCCAAGACCAAUAAGAUAAGGGAUGUUUCAAGAUUUUUGCACUGUAUUUGGCCCUGAUGCGUCCCUGCACAACAUGCGAGUCCCUGUAAAUGUUUGCAACACCACAAAAAGGGACCAACUGGUAACCCCAAGCAGUGACACAAACUGAAACUAUGAAGAUGGUUGUAUUGUUAAACCAGCAUACACUGUUUAGAAAAUACAAAAAAAAAAA
This is a messenger RNA of Poecilia latipinna (sailfin molly), 1653 nucleotides long. It is a transcript of the gene cybrd1, whose product is annotated as cytochrome b reductase 1. Gene Ontology annotation, cellular component: lysosomal membrane. The record is from RefSeq and is a predicted model, not a curated record. NCBI's taxonomy places the organism in Eukaryota, Metazoa, Chordata, Actinopteri, Cyprinodontiformes, Poeciliidae. Gene Ontology annotation, molecular function: oxidoreductase activity. The coding region runs from base 403 to 1215 and encodes 270 amino acids. The transcript has 4 exons.